Pseudovirgaria hyperparasitica is the source of this 871-nucleotide messenger RNA. RefSeq lists its product as uncharacterized. The coding region runs from base 27 to 467 and encodes 146 amino acids. The transcript has 2 exons. Lineage: Eukaryota; Fungi; Ascomycota; Dothideomycetes; Acrospermales; Acrospermaceae. The record is from RefSeq and is a predicted model, not a curated record.
CGAUCCUCUCUCUCUGUCUCUUGAAUAUGAGCGACCACUCACCAGUUCGUGUCAUCAUUGCAGUUUGUGUGACUAAUAUCCCGGGAGAAAUAGGUUACAGGGUUACGAAGCUUGGCGAAAUGUUCUCUAGAUCUGUGUUGAACCGGCCUCUUCAGCGAGAGAUGUCUGCCACGGUCCGCUUUGAUUAUGCGCAUUUUUUGGAAGGCUUUGACUCGGAAGAACCGGUGACGAAACAUUUUGUUUACGAUUUUAAUGUCAAUGGCGCUAUCACACGGUCUUCGCUCAAGGAUAUACCUCAUCCAUACUACAUCGCCACAUGGGAGGCUGGAGAUACCGUUUGCUUCAUCAAACGGAAGUCUGUAAGCAAUUCACCUGGCGUCAUAGACCGCACCAGUUUUCUACCUUGGGGUGGGCCAGGCUAUUGCGCGUUCCUCGCUGAGCAUGAAACUCUUUUGACUUCCAUUUGAAAAAGCUGGAACUGAAGUACUAGACAGCUUUGUCGUCUAAAAGUACCUAGCAGAAGGGCGACACCAGGUGAGGCGAUAUGAGCACAAUGGUUCCUUUGGAUAUAGUCAUGAGAGGACCCAUGAAACAGUGUUGUAGUUUUGAUGGUCUUCCGAAGACAGUAUUGGAGUCCACCGAGUGCAUACCGAGGAGAUUCUUCAAGGCCCGUUGACGAACACAGGUCAGAAUAGACCUUCGAGACAUGGUUGAACCAUUCAUUCUCUUUUCUGGUAUGAGUUACUUGAAAGCUUGUGACAUGGUAAAUCAAGGGUUUCUAGGCGUCAAGGUCGGAGGUAUCGUUUGCGACGGCGGUUGGAAGGCUCUAAAACCGAGCUAUAGUAUAAACGAGUAAUAGGAUAUAAAUGCC